GGGUGCUGUCAUACGACGAACAAGUUCUAGGAGCAGCCUACGACGCGGACUUGCCUGUACGGAACAUCAGUUGCCUUACGUUGAUCCCGGGAUCAGCGCUAGCUGGAGCGUCCCACGGUACUGGAGAGGGAUUGAGAAAGGGGCUAGAAAAUGCUUUAAACGCCUAUAAUUAAGGCUUGGGAGUUGACAUCUCUAUGCGCGUCUCUAUGGCUAUCUCAAGUAGGAAAGCCAUAGAUAUUCGAGCUAGAGACGCCAACUUUCAACCUCUAAUAUAAACCAGGUGGCGACACUCGGGGUGAAGAAACUUCUUCAGAUGAACCCAAAACGUCGGCACACAGUACUCCUAGUAGUUUGAGCAGUAGAACUAGUAGUAGCAUCAGUAGUCUGCUAGUCGAGUCUUAUGGUGGGAGAUUGCUGCGGACAAGCGAUGGUGAUGAACGGAAACAGGACGCUGUUAAUGCAAAAGAAGACUCAAAAUUUUCAGCAGGAUCUUCCCUGACUGCAACGACCAAGGCGAAGAAGUCCUCCUCAAGGAAGGUCCACGACGAUGAUGAUGGCGAUGCUGAUGGAGAAAGUUCCGUGUCAUCAGAUGGUCUCGCUGCAGCCGUGGAAAGCGCACUAGAUGGUAGGAUUCUAGUCUCCACAGAGGGCACGUGCGUCGUUCUGUCCGAUGGGUUUGAUUCUAGUGAUGCUACGGGAGACGGGGCUGUGACGCCAACAACAACUGUGGCACCUUCUCGUAGAAUAGACAUACCGAGUACCGAUUUCGUGUCAUCCUCAUCCUCCGAAGCGCCUCCUUCUAAAGUCGAGUAUCGUUUUACGAUGAGCUUUACCUCGGCGACUAGCAUUGGCGAAGAUGCAGUUCGUGCAGAAGUAGAGAGGCCAGCUUUGGUUACGGCUUACCUUAGUCCAUCUUUUGAAGCGUCUUGGAGCUGUCCCACAAGGGGAAGACAGCUCCGAGAUGAGUUCCACGAUGGAUUUGGGUGAGUUCUAAAUUGGUAAAUUUCCUCGAAAAACAAGUUGCACGAUGGAUCGAAAUGUCGGACACAACAAUGGGAAGUAAUACUAGUGUUAGUUCUUCUAAUACUAGUUUGCUAUCUCUUGAGCAGCUUAGUUCUUCUAAUACUAUUACUAGUUUGCUAUCUCUUGAGCAGCAAGACAAGAGCAGUGGCGGUACAGCGAAAAUACCGAGUACUGUUGUGCCCUCCGCUAGUACUUCUUUAAACAAUCCUCGUUCAACAUCCUCUGAAGACAGUACUUACGACACUUCUUCUGGCAGUAAUUACGACUCAACAUUAUCGAGAGGGCCGUUGAGUUACCUAGAAGAAGUUGCGAAGCAUGUAAAAGUCGGAAUAUUUACGCAAAAGACAGAAGUAAACCCUAAGGCAGAUCCCGAUUACCCUAUGUUGCGGCCACCAGUUCUUGACGCUGCUCGGUUAGCUUUCGGCGGCUUACUUGAUCUGCUGGAAGCAGAGGAAGAAGAAAACACCUUAGGGUCUUCGUUUUCAGAAGUUGAAGAUGGAGAUGAGGGCUUCGUAAGGGGCAGAAGUAGAGGUACUCUCCUGGAAGAAGGGACUUCAUUAUCUUCUUCCUUGUCUUCUACUGUAGGAACUUCGGACAAGAACAGGGCACGCCCAGGAGUUAGCAGUCCUCAGGCGGCUAGAAAGCCUAGUACUAGUAGGCAACAUGAUGUACAGGAAGAUGG
Molecule: messenger RNA, 1705 nt
Organism: Amoebophrya sp. A25
Lineage: Eukaryota; Dinophyceae; Syndiniales; Amoebophryaceae
Source: the annotation of a GenBank genome assembly